This is a messenger RNA of Pungitius pungitius (ninespine stickleback), 1084 nucleotides long. Its product is annotated as collagen triple helix repeat-containing protein 1. The record is from RefSeq and is a predicted model, not a curated record. The transcript has 5 exons. Bases 35 to 817 code for a protein of 260 amino acids. NCBI's taxonomy places the organism in Eukaryota, Metazoa, Chordata, Actinopteri, Perciformes, Gasterosteidae.
CAGUCGCCUCACUCCGCGCACAGCCGCAGACACGAUGUCUCCUCUGAGCGCGCGCCCGCUGCUGCUGCUGCUGCUGCUGCUUGGCUGCUUGGCUUUGCCUCUUUAUGCCGUGGAAAAGGUGAGAAAUAGAGGAUACCGAAAGGAUCCUGACGCCGACAAGUGCACUGGGAAUGACGCAGAAAAGGCCAACUGCACUAGACACUUUGGAGAAGGAAGACCUGAUCAUUUGAACAACAUGUUUCCCAGUUGCAUGCAGGGACCGACAGGCACCCCUGGCAGAGAGGGGAACCCCGGAACCAACGGCAUCCCGGGGACGCCGGGAAUCCCUGGGCGCGACGGGCUCAAAGGCGAGAAAGGCGAGUGCAUCAACGAGAUCUUCGAGGAGCCCUGGAGGCCCAACUACAAGCAGUGCGCCUGGAGCUCUCUGAAUUACGGCAUCGACCUGGGCAAGAUAGCUGACUGUACGUUCACCAAGCUGCGGUCGGACAGCUCCCUGAGGGUCCUCUUCAGCGGCUCCCUCAGACUCAAGUGUAAGAACGCAUGCUGCCAGAGGUGGUACUUCACCUUCAACGGGGCCGAGUGCACCGGACCCCUGCCCGUAGAGUCCAUCAUCUACUUGGACCAAGGAAGUCCUGAGCUCAACUCGACCAUCAACAUCCACCGGACGUCCUCGGUUGAGGGUCUGUGUGAAGGCGUCAAAUCCGGGUUGGUGGACGUGGCCGUGUGGGUUGGGACCUGCUCCGACUACCCGAGGGGGGACGCGUCUACCGGCUGGAAUUCAGUGUCCAGGAUUAUCGUCGAGGAGCUGCCCAAAUAAGAUAAAAGGUUGCAUGUGUGCCAGCGGUGUGUUGUUUGGUCCUCGUAAACCAUCAGGUACGGUUUGCUGAGGCGUCACUGAAGGGAACUUUUCAAAUCGCCUAGAUUAACGUGUUAAACUUUGUACUGUAGCUUUUUUUACUGCUUAUGGACGCUGCUGUUUGUACACAGUAACCAUGUAAAAGACAUUGUGACAAGACAUGUAACUAUGUACUCAUGUGACAUGUUUAUAUUCAUUAGUACUGUUAAUAAAGUCAUCUCUACCUGU